AUGCCUGAUCUCAACAGCCUUGCCGAAACGUGCGGCCUGGUAUUCGGCAGGGAUUAUGUUGGCAAGGUGCUGCGCGACAAGUUUGAGAGGCAGUGCAACGUGAUCGUCAAGGUGAUGCGCACCCAAGAGAAAGAGACCAAGGUCAAGCAAAGGCCGGUAAGCUUUUCGAAUACACUGCCGGGUCCUUCGACGCCUAUGCAUGAUUUGGAGCUGGGGAGGAAUGUUUCCAGAGAGGCUGUUGGUGUUUCUGCGGAUGAUGAUUCAUCCAUGGGUGAUGAUGCUAUGGAUGAUGAGUGUUUGAGGAUUCUUGUCGAGAAAUCGGGGACAACGUUACUUGUUUGA
Molecule: messenger RNA, 342 nt
Organism: Fusarium sp. VM40
Lineage: Eukaryota; Fungi; Ascomycota; Sordariomycetes; Hypocreales; Nectriaceae
Source: the annotation of a GenBank genome assembly